AUGAACGAACUGCUUAUUAGAUCGAAGAGUGGAAUACGACUGUACAAAUUUGAAAAGAAAGAAAAUAAAUAUAACAGUAAGAUAAUAUUUGAGUACAAUGGGUGCAUACACGAUGCUAUAUGGUCAUGUGAUGGAAAAUCUUUUUUACUUUUACAUUCGAUAGAAGGUUUAUUACUAAUAUCAAAUUAUGGAGAUAAUGAAAACGCAAAAAUAAAUAAAAUUACAUGUACAAAAAGAUAUAAAGAACUAUUUGAUCAUAAUAAUAUUAAGUUAAUAAAACAUGUACAAUGGUCAUCAAAUAAUAAAUAUAUAGUAUUUUUUUUUCCAUAUGAUGACAAAACAUAUGUAAACGUUGGUAAUCUUUUAUUAUGGAGUGUAAUACAUAAUAAAGUGGUGUGUUCAUUUAAAAUAAAAAAAAAGAUAUGUAGUGACUGGCCUUUAAUAAAUUUUACUCAAGAUGAUAGUUACUUCUUUUUACAAAAAAAGUCAGCAAUAUAUGUAUAUGAUACUUUACAAUUAUUAGAAAAUAAUAAUAAUAAUAAUAAUAAUAAUAAUAAUAAUAAUAAUAAUAAUAAUAAUAAUAAUAAUAAUAAUAAUAAUAAUAAUAAUAAUAAUAAUAAUAAUAAUAAUAAUAAUAAUAAUAAUAAUAAUAAUAAUAAUAAUAAUAAUAAUAAUAAUAAUAAUAAUAAUAAUAAUAAUAAUAAUAAUAAUAAUAAUAAUAAUAAUAAUAAUAAUAAUAAUAAUAAUAAUAAUAAUAAUAAUAAUAAUAAUAAUAAUAAUAAUAAUAAUAAUAAUAAUAAUAAUAAUAAUAAUAAUAAUAAUAAUAAUAAUAAUAAUAAUAGUAAUAAUAGUAAUAAUAGUAAUAAUAGUAAUAAUAGUAAUAAUAGUAAUAAUAAUAAUGUUGUUUAUAAUUUAGAUGAUAUAGAUAUACCGCAGAAUUAUAUAUUCACAUGGAAUCAUCCUAAUGUUAUAGCUAUAUAUGUAUCCCCAUAUAUUGAUGAAAACAAUGCUAGGUAUUUUGUAGUACAUACAAAAAAUAAUUUUUUAGGGGAUGUAUAUGUGUACAAAAUUGAAGGGUUACAGAAUAGACAUAAUGGAAUAAUUAAUACACCAAAUGAAAAAGAAAAAGGGAAAGAAAAGACGACAGAGGAAGGGAAAAAAACAGCAAAGGAGGACCAUAAUAUAAUAAAGAGUUCUUCCAAUACUAUAUCCACUGCUACUACUAUUGCCACUCAGGACGUCCUUUCAAAAGGCGAGAGCAGUUUGGUGUGUGAUCCCAUGUAUGCGGCGAUCUCAGCUAGUACUGCUUCUGUAUCUAUUGGUGCUCUUUCUAGUGGCGGUGCAUCGGAGAGGGGAACGGCAAAGGCCAACGAAGAGCAAGAAAACAAAAUAAUCGCUUCGCUAGGCAAAGUAAAUAUAGAAUUACUUCUAAGAAAAAGUUUUGACCAUCUAGACAAUCUAAAUUGCUUAUGGUCAUUUAGCGGAAAGCACAUAAUAUUUCUAGUGUCAACAAACGACACAACGAAUAAGUCAUAUGGUUACGUUAGUAAUUGUUAUUACUGUUCGUUAGUUAGCCCAAAUAUAAAUAUAAAAAAAAUUAAUGAAAAUGUAGCUCAAGAUGUUAAAUGGAGUAAAACAAAAGAUGAGUUUUUAAUUAUAGAAGGUAAAUCUAACAGUGUUAUUUAUUUAUAUGAUCAUGAAUUAAAUAUAAAAUCAAAAAUAGUAUCACCAUAUAAAAAUACUAUAAAAUGGUGUCCCUUUGGAAAUAUGAUAGCAUUAGGUGGAUUUGGGAAUUUAGCAGGAGAUAUAAACUUUUAUUAUAAAGAUAAGAAUGAUUCUAUUAUUUUAAUUAAAGAAUAUAGAGAACCAUGUACUGUCUUAUGUGACUGGUCUAGUGAUGGUACUCUCUUCAUGACUGCAUCUACAUACCCUAGAAUGAAGGUUGAAAACACCUUUAAGAUUUAUACAUAUGAAGGAAAUCUUGUUAAUAGCUUUAAUUUUAAUGAGCUGUACAAUGUGCAAUGGAAAAAUGCUCUUCCUGGAUCCAUCAGUGAGCCGCCCAAACCUCAGGCUAACUUAAAGGAUAGCAAAAAGAGUGUGUACAAAAUUAAAUGCUUGAAUGCAGAAAGCAACAUCCAUAACGUUGCGCUAGCUGCAGCAAAUCAUAGUGGUGCUACACCUCUGCAACAUAUCCCAAGUAGCGUAAGCACGAGCAAUAGCAAUAUCAAUAGCAAUAUCAAUAACAAUAUCAAUAACAAUAACAAUAUCAAUAACAGCAUCAAUAACAGCAUCAAUAACAGCAUCAAUAACAGCAUCAAUAACAGCAUCAAUAACAGCAUCAAUAACAAUAUCAAUAACAACAUCAAUAACAGCAAUAGUAAUACUAAUUAUAGUAUCGGUAAUGAUAACAAUAUUAGGAAUUAUAACAAUAACAGUAAUAGUAACUGUAAUAAUGCAAACAGCACGGACAUGUAUGACGAAAGUGCACUAAAAAAAAAUUGGACUGACAGCAAUGAGAAGACGAAGGGAAAAUUGGGCAAAGCCAUCGGUCAAGCCAAUGCUAACCGGAACGCUGCAAAUAUGAGCAUGGCAAAUAUUAGCGCCCCAAACCCUAAUGUUUCUAAUCUUAUUAGCACUUCCAAUUCUAAUGGUGCACCCCCCACAAAUGCUCUAAAUGCCAACAGAAAAAAGAAGUUAGAGAAGGGGGCAAAUGCAUACGACUGGGAUGUAGACUGGAGGAACAAGCGAAUUGCCAAUACUGGUGGUGCGGUCCAAGUUAACAAUAUAGGCAAUUUUAGCAAUGCCAUUGGUGCAAAAUAUGUUGAUUAUAUGAAUGAAAAGCCAUGUGCUGAAAGUCAACAUGAUAAAGGAUCGAGCUGUAUCACAGAAAAGCAAUAUAUCAUGGAUAUGUGCAAUGCUAACAGUAGCGAGAAUAGUAACAGCAAUAGUAAAAUAAAUAAUAAUGUUAGUGAUAACCUUAACAGUAACGUUAGCAGUAACGUUAACAGUAACGGUAAUGAUCAUGUUGUGCUACACCUACGUGAUCAGAAAGGUAGGGAUAAAUAUAACACGGAAGGACAUGCGAGUAGCAAGUUAAUGUACAGCAACUACGAGGAGUUUGAAAGGGUUAUAAUAAAGCAGCAGGAAACUAUGCAAAAUAAUAGUGUUGUUCCUAGUGGAAAUGAUAAACCGAACGAAAAUAACGAUGCUAAUGUAGACGAUAAGAAGAAGCAGAAAAGGAAAAAGAAAGAAAAGGGAAAUGAUAACGAAAAUGAGAAGAAAAGUGAAAAUGAGAAGCAAAGUGAAAAAGACAUGCGAAGUGAAAAAGAUGUUGAUAAAUCCAUUUUAACGUCCUCAAUACAACAGGAAAGGCAUCCUAAUGAACUGGAAUACAAUGAUAAAGGUCCCAAAGGCAGUAACAGUUUAGGUAGUCAGGACAAAUCUAGUUCAUACAACAACUUAAAAGAUAAUAGUAAAGGCAUAAAUGUAUAUGAGGAGCUUGUAAAGAUAAACAGUAAUAGUAAUGUUAACAAUAAUAAUAACUAUAACAUUAACAACCACGGUUAUAAUGCAUCUGUGGAAGAGAUUGUAAACAAAGGAAAGCUGCACAAGGAUGAUAGAAAUGAACCGAAAAAAGAACAAGAUAAAGGCAAAGGGCAGAAAAAUAAAACGAAAGGAAAGGAUGAAGGUAAAUCUUCCAAAGAAAAUAUGAUUGAGGAAGGGAAACAACAGAACCAUGAUAAAAAGAAUAAAAAAGAAAAUAAAAGCAAAAAGCAAAAAAAAAAGAAAAACGAUAACGAGAAUGGUUUAAUUGCCAAUGCAGGUAGUAGCAAUGUCGGAAGUAGUAACGCGCCUAGCAGUAACUCAGCUAGAAGUAAUUCUGCCAAGAGUAACUCCCCAAACCGAAACAGUCCCAACUGUAACUAUGUCAAUCGUAUCCCAUCGAAUCGUAACAUGCUUAAUAGUAACACAAUUAACAAUAACCCGCCAAAUAACAAACUUCCUAAUACGAACACGCCUAAUAGUAACCUUCCGAACAUUGGUAACUACCCAGGGAGCCUAAUUAACCACGAAGCACUCCAUACCAGCGGAGUAAUAAGCAGUAACAGUACAAAUUUUUCAAAUUUAUUUUCGAAAAUAAUGAAAGGUGGUGAGAGCGAUUAUAAUAAUAACAAGGAGUUAAAAAAUAGUAACUUCGUAUCAAAUUAUUACACGUCAAGGGAAAAUUGCAUCAAUGGUGAAAAUUAUAUUAAUAAUGAAACGAGUAUUCAAAAUAACAUGGAGCAACAACAACUAUUAUAUGAGGUGUCACAAGAUAAUGGUGUGAGUGUAAAUAUCAAAGAAAAUAUUAUGAACAUGCAUAAAAGGGGAGGUAAUAAUAACAGGGUAGCUUUUUUUUCUGGAAAUACUAUGCAUAUGGAUUGUAGUACACAUAAGGAGCAUAUCGAUGCGAGUGGAAACAGUUUAACUAGCAUGAACAGUAAUAGCAGUAUUGGUCUCAUUGGAGAUAGAGGUGCAAAUGGUUACCCUCCUAAUUAUAACAUGACAACCAUGAGCGAACAACUACUCAAACAGUUGACCCUUUUGAAAAACGAAAAAAAAAAUAUGAAUGAUAACAACAAAGCUGUAUUAAUGGAGCAGCUAAGUAACAAUGUACUAUUAAGCCAACUAAUUAAUAACAAGCAUAAAAUUUUAAAUAAUAAUAAAUAUAAUUCUAAAGAAGAAGGGUUUAUGAGGGAGGUCGAGUUGGAUGGAGGGAUGAAAAUUGGAGGGGAUAAGGUUACAGAAACGAUUGGCGUAGUUGAAGAUGUUAAUAAUAAUAUGCUAAUUGGAGGAGUUCAAAAAGAAAAUGUCGAAAAAAUGUAUGGAAACAAUUUCAUUCACGUAAAUAAUAUUAACAGUGCAGGAAGAAAUAACAACAUAUAUAAUAAUAUAUAUCAUCAGAAUAUUAUAAGUAAUAAUAUAAAAACUAUGCAAUCGAAUGAUUAUCAUUAUGCAGAAAAUCAUGUACGUAUAAUUCCUGAGUCUUUUCAAGGUAAUACAACAACAGGAAAUGAUAAUACCAAUAAUAAUGUAAUAGAUGGUAGUAGUAACUUUUGCAUUGGUGGAAAUAACAGCAGCUUAGUUAUUGAUAACGCAAGAUGUGAAACGAAUGCAAAUAAUAUUCAGUCCAAUGAGGAUAUACUAAAUUUAUUUAAGAAAGUACUUCCAUAUGCCAAGGUCAACAUCGUCCCCAAGGGAAAAAAUACAUUUUUGCAAAACGAUAGUAAUAGUGUUAUUGCAAAUUUGGGGGGUAUAACAAACAGUAGGAGCUGCAUGAACGAUGAGUUGAACUAUACGCUUAACGGUGUGAAGAACGGUGCAAGGAAUGGUACAAGUAACGGUGAGGGUCACAGUGUGGGAAAUGGUUUGAGGAACGAUUUGAGGAACGAGUACGAACACCAGAUGAACCUGAAGAGGGAAGCUAUGGACUAUAUUUUUGAAGGGUGCUAUAGUAAUAGCCCACAAAAAGGAAGAGAAGGUAGUAGCACCAUCGUAAGCGAUGAGUACAGGAAAGAGCUUCACAUGAAAGAAAUGCUGUUGAAGCAGAACAUUGAUAAGCAGAACAUUGAUAAGCAGAACACUGAACAACAACACAUUGCAGGUUUAAGCGGUAAAGAGAAGACUAUUCCAAAUAGAAUAUACAGUAAUAAUAACAUGAUGAUGAUGAUAGCACCAAACCUUAAGAUGCAACUGGACAACCUAGAUGUAUGUGAACUGUUGAAGUGUUACCAUUCGCUAAAUAUACAACAGAUACAACUAAAGCUGUACUUAAUUUUUUACAAAAUUCAAACGUAUGAUCAGAGCAGCGAGGUGAAUAAAACCGAAGUCGCAACAGCAUCUACUGCAUCUACUGUAACUGGUACAUCUGGUGUAACUAGUGUAUCUACUGCUACACGAACCACAGCUACGGUUACAUCAACAGCUGUGGCUACUGCUACAGAUCCAGGUGCUACUACUAUGAACAGUACAGAAAGCAUUAGUAAAGAAAAAAAAAUAAUACUCAAGUUGAAGGAAAUAAAAUUAAUUUUAGAUUAUGCAAAUGAUUUAUUGAAGGAACAUUUUGUAAAUAAUAAAAACAAAUAUCAGUCACUCAUUCAACAAUUUAUUGUAAUUCUAAAACAUCAUGACAAUUUGUAUCAACAAAAGAAGGAGAAAAUUAUUAGGGAACACUAUGAUAAACAAAGUAUUGUGCACUUUAUUUAUAAUAUAGAUAAAUUUUUAGAAAAAAAUUUAAUAGUUGCACAUCCAGAAUAUACCUCUUCCACGAGGAAUUUAAGUCACCUUACCGGUUCAGGUAAUAACAAGUCGGUAAACUGGAACAGUAGAAAUAACCCAAGCAGCGCAGGAAACCAUCUGGUGAAAAAUAAAAGUCAUAACUGUGCAAACAGUAGUAGUAAUAGUAGCGGUAAUGACAACCAUAUUAGUGGAAGUGGAAAUGGAAGUGGAAGUGGAAAUGGAAAUGGAAGUGGAAGUGGAAAUGGAAGUGGAAGUGGAAAUGGAAAUGGAAGUGGAAGUGGAAAUGGAAAUGGAAAUGGAAAUGGAAGUGGAAAUGGAAAUGGAAAUGGAAGUGGAAGUGGAAGUGGAAAUGGAAAUGGAAGUGGAAAUGGAAAUGACAUUGGCGGAGGUGACCCCAUGGAAUUUCAAAAAAAAUUAAUAAUACAAAAAAUGAAUGAGAAUUUUAGGAACAUCAAUGCAAUGAAUGCAGGGGAUGAGCAAAAAAAUCUUAUGCUUCUAAACAAAUUGAAUAUAAAUGAUACACAGAAAAAUUAUUUGUUAAGUAAGAUGUAUUUAAAUGAUGAUUUUCCAAACAGAAAUAUCCUAAGACGAGUGAAUAAUGAUUACAAUUACAGGAAUUGUCAUAUUAAUUAUUCAAGCAGAAAAGAUGACCAGCAUAAUAACAACCUGAAUUUCUUGAAUGAAAACAUGCAAGGAGAAGGAGGAGUAAGAGGAAUAGGAGGAGAUGUGUAUAAUGCUGCAAGUUGUCAUAAUCAUAACACGCCGGUGACUAUGAAUUAUGUUGAUGCCAUGCAAAGGGGUAGUCAUAAAAUCAAUAGCACGAGGAAUAACCAUAAUACCAAUUGUAGUAGUGCCAAUUGUAAUAGUGCCAAUUGCAGUAGCGCUAAUUGUAGUAGUGCCAAUCGUAAUAAUAGCAACAGCAGUAGUAGAAGCAAAGGAAGCAAUGCUUGCUCCUCACCCCUUCUAAACAUUAUAAACAAAUCCCAUGCGAACAAAGCAAAUAAAAAGAUUGAAAAUGAUAUUGCGGAUGAUAGAGACAUUAACAACCAUAUGGUAACCCCAAAAUUUUAUUUACUUAAUAUGUUAAAAAAGAAAAAGAAACAUGAUUUACAAAAUGAUAUGAUGAUAGACAAUGAAGACUACUAUGAUAAUACUAAUUCCAUAUCGAGGAAGGUAAAUAACAAUUUGCACUUAAACAGUUACAAGAGCAUGCAGGAUGAAGAAAUGGCUCAAAAGGUAAAAAGCAUGGUUCACUUAUAUAACAAACAACAGCAUCAUCAACAGCAUCAUCAACAACAUCAUCAACAACAUCCACCUCAUCAGUCGCAGCAACAAACGAGCAUGUCAAGAGUAACUGACCAGAUGAAUUAUGGGUACCCAAAUAACCUGACCGACGAAAUUAUCUGUACAAGUCAGGUAAAACAGAAAUUAAACAAUGCAAGAAGCAUUACGGAUCAAAUAAAAGGUCAAUCGGACAUACUUCCUAUAAGUCAUAUUCCUGACCAUCUAAAAGAACAGGAGCAGCACAUCGAUAAUAUCAAGCACUUUCCGUACGUACAACAUAGUGAUGAGUACGUACACUUUUGUAAUUACAAUUCAUUUGGAAAAAGCGUUAAAGUAGAUUUGAAAAAUGGGAACCACAGUCCAGAGGAAUGUUUUGGUCCACCGAGAAGUAGCACCAACGGUAAUAGCCGCAGCAAUAGUAACAACAAUAAUACUGGCAGAGGUAGUGUUAGUAACAGUAACAAUAACAAUAGUGGAAAUGGUAAUGGCAGUACCAACAGCAACAGUGGAAGUGAGUACGCGCGAAUGCCGAACGCAGAGAAGCUGCUACUUAUCGAUGAGGAAAAUAAAAAUGCGAAUGGUAGCAACUCGAAAGCGAUAAUUCACAUGAGAAAUAAUAUGGACGAGCAAAAGGAUGAAGAUAACGUAAACAUACAUACAGAUUAUAUCAUGCUAAAUGAUAUGAACAAGAAUGACGGAAAGUCGUUUCUAUUAAAUAAAAGCAAUGAAAACUUUUUAAGUCAUCAGCAAUCACAACAGCAGUUAUUUGACAAAGAACCAAGUAUGUAUAAAACAAGUAGUUCAAGUAAAAGUUUAAACGUAUCUGAAAAAAUAAAUGAAUCCAGUAGCAUGUUUGAAAUGGAAGAGAUCAAAAGACCGGAUGCCCUGAGGGAUAAGUGCUGGCAGUACGUCGAUCCAAAGGGUAUUGUGCAGGGUCCCUUUUUUUUAAACGAAAUGAGAAUAUGGAGUGAAAUGGGGUACUUUGAACCCAUGUUACCUGUUCGUUGUUGUGACUCGGAUAGAUUUGUUGCUCUAAAUAAAUUAUUUCCUCCUCCGCAUAAACCAUUUACAAUUGUUCCUAAGCCACAGCCAAUUUUACAAUGGGAAGAAGAAUUAUUGUGA
Plasmodium malariae is the source of this 8685-nucleotide messenger RNA. RefSeq names its product eukaryotic translation initiation factor subunit eIF2A, putative. The coding region runs from base 1 to 8685 and encodes 2894 amino acids. Gene Ontology annotation, cellular component: cytosolic small ribosomal subunit. Gene Ontology annotation, molecular function: translation initiation factor activity; mRNA binding; ribosome binding. The transcript is spliced from 2 exons. The record is from RefSeq and is a predicted model, not a curated record. NCBI's taxonomy places the organism in Eukaryota, Apicomplexa, Aconoidasida, Haemosporida, Plasmodiidae. Gene Ontology annotation, biological process: translational initiation.